This is a messenger RNA of Olea europaea var. sylvestris, 821 nucleotides long. RefSeq names its product mitochondrial inner membrane protease atp23-like. The transcript has 5 exons. Gene Ontology annotation, molecular function: metalloendopeptidase activity. NCBI's taxonomy places the organism in Eukaryota, Viridiplantae, Streptophyta, Magnoliopsida, Lamiales, Oleaceae. Gene Ontology annotation, cellular component: extrinsic component of mitochondrial inner membrane. Gene Ontology annotation, biological process: mitochondrial protein processing; mitochondrial proton-transporting ATP synthase complex assembly. The record is from RefSeq and is a predicted model, not a curated record. Bases 47 to 625 code for a protein of 192 amino acids.
GUUAUCUUUCCGGGGUCUACGGUCUACCAAAAAGGACCCAACACAGAUGGCGACUGAGCCCGGUUCGGCCGGCGGCUACUCCUCUGCUGUCGACGGCGGUAUGACCGUAGACGAAUGCGAUAGCAUGAUCCGAAGGAGCCUUAGAACUCCAAUGGUGAAGUUUCUGAAGGAGCACCUUGAGAAAUCUGGAUGCAAUAUAGGAAGCAAUUUCAUCAAGGCUGUACGUUGUGAUAAGCAAGUCAGUGGCGGCUACCUCCGCGGUGAAGGGAUAGUAGUGUGCAGUAAUCACUUGAAAAUACAAGAUGAGGUGAACCAAGUUGUAAUUCAUGAACUCAUUCAUGCAUAUGAUGACUGUCGUGCUGCAAAUUUGGACUGGUCUGAUUGUGCUCAUCAUGCUUGCAGUGAGAUUCGAGCUGGCCAUCUUAGUGGUGAUUGCCAUUAUAAGAGGGAAUUACUGCGCGGGUUUGUGAAAAUACGAGGUCAUGAACAAGACUGUGUGAGGCGAAGAGUGAUGAAAUCCGUGACUGCAAACCCAUACUGCUCAGAAGCAGCUGCGAAGGAUGCCAUGGAAGCUGUUUGGGAUGUUUGUUACAAUGACACGAAGCCCUUUGACAGAGCUCCUUGAGAUACAGCAUUAUUAGCCAUACUGAAUUUUUCUUUUCAUAUUUAGGCUCUUGAAACACGUUGUAUUGCUAUAAUUAUUUGUUUUCCUCAGAAAACAUAAUCAGUUCACUGUAUCGUCAGGCAUUUACUGUUUUUGACUAUCGAAGAAACGGAAUUUGAUUUCCCUGAAAAUCUCAAUUAAAGAACUGUCUUAAUCA